AUGCGUUCCAAGUUCAAGGACGAGCACCCCUUUGAGAAGCGCAAGGCUGAGGCCGAGCGCAUCCGCCAGAAAUAUGCCGACCGUAUUCCAGUGAUCUGCGAGAAGGUCGAGAAGUCUGAUAUCGCAACUAUCGACAAGAAGAAGUACCUUGUCCCCGCAGACUUGACUGUCGGCCAGUUCGUUUACGUGAUUCGGAAGCGCAUCAAGCUGUCUCCAGAGAAGGCUAUUUUCAUCUUCGUAGAUGAGGUUCUACCACCAACGGCUGCACUGAUGAGCAGCAUCUACGAAGAACACAAAGACGAGGAUGGGUUCCUUUACAUCACAUACUCGGGUGAGAACACGUUCGGGGACCUUUGA
Molecule: messenger RNA, 357 nt
Organism: Penicillium diatomitis
Lineage: Eukaryota; Fungi; Ascomycota; Eurotiomycetes; Eurotiales; Aspergillaceae
Product: autophagy-related protein 8
Exons: 3
Coding region: 1-357 (118 amino acids)
Biological process (GO): cellular response to nitrogen starvation; macroautophagy
Cellular component (GO): cytosol; autophagosome; fungal-type vacuole membrane
Molecular function (GO): phosphatidylethanolamine binding
Source: RefSeq, a predicted model, not a curated record